AUGGAGUCCCCGCAGAUGUACGACGCGGCGGCAGCGCCCCCGCCGCCACCGCAGCCCGACCUCAAGAAGACGGUGGACGACAAGAGAACACCCUUCCCUCCUCCCGACCUAGACGAGCUCAAUGGACAGGAAAUCAGCUUGGAUUUGCAACACCUCAUCGAGGACCAGUUCCGGGGGGAGGAGACCAUGGCCCUCUUCCAGGAGAUACUUCCCGGUGGCCGCUCUCCGCAGCCCAGACAGAGUUUUGCUAGAACGACGUUAGCGUAUAUGCCCCAGCCAGUGCACUCGGGAGCCUCGUACGCUGCUCCAGUCCAGCCCAACUCGGGACAUGAACAAGCGCCGCCGAUCAAGGAGGAACCACCAGAGCCUCAUGAUUUUAGGAGAUCAGUGACAUGUGCACAGUAUACUGGCCAGUAUAACCCUCAGCCACCGGUUGGUGUGAGUGGUCCGUACGGUGGAGGAUUUACACCUUUGCCACCUUUAGGCGCACCGUUACUCCCUCCUCUCCUGAAACACAAGCCUGCACCAGCGCGACGCUCGUCAGGUAAAGUGAUAGACAAAGGCACAGACGAGUACAGGAGGCGGCGUGAGCGCAACAAUAUAGCUGUGAGGAAAUCCCGUGAAAAAGCAAAAGUGCGUUCCAGAGAAGUGGAGGAAAAAGUGAAAACGUUGCUUAGAGAGAAAGAGGCGCUGCUAAAGAGGCUGGAGGCUGUGUCGGGAGAGUUGAGCCUACACAAACAGAUGUACGUGCAUCUAAUCAAUCUGAAUCAUCCAGAGAUCACGGAGCUUUGCCGAUCGAUGCUGCAACUUGGUGCCCCUCAUGCGCCAGAUCAUACGCUUUGACCAUAGACGGAGUCAAGAUGGCGGCGCGGUACCUUCGUGUCACGUGUGCAUUAACUAAAAUUAAUUUAUAAGUGACUCCCUUUUGAAAAACUUUUAGUUAGCGAAAUUAUUUUGUGAUUUUUACCGUUUACUUUUUAUAUAAAUAUACCAGGAUAGCAUAGUUUGUAAGGUAGUUUGCAAAAGAUUAAAAAAUGACGCAGAAACGGAACUUCUUUGUCAUUUUUUGACGUUCAGGGAUCGUGUUUGGUUCGUUACUUAUUUUAAGAAGUGGCGUUUCUCAAUUAGUUAUUAUUUAAUCUUUUGAUAUUGAACUUAUUCUGACAAUGGCGCGUCCUAGCUACCUAGUAGUGAUCUCAAAUAAUGUGGCGAGGAUUCGCGCAAGCUCACACAAUCACUGCCAUUGAGCCUCGAAAAUGUUCUUUAAAACAACAUCGGUUAAGUCUGAUUUAAUUUGCGAAGGCUGCUGUAGUUUUAUUUUAAUUGGACAGUCAUUUUUUUUAUUCAUUAAUUGUGUCUAUCUCCAGAAGUUUGGAACCGAAUGUUGGUUGUGUCGUGAAAUCAAUUUGAAGCCAAUUUUAAUGCUUAAACAAUCUAUUUGUAUAUCUUCCAUAUAGAGUAGCCAAGAAUUGACGAUUAAGUAAUUUUACUAUACCUACAUAGAAUUUAUACGAUUUUAUACGGUUUAGUAAAACAAGUAUUGU
Achroia grisella is the source of this 1544-nucleotide messenger RNA. It is a transcript of the gene C/EBP, whose product is annotated as CCAAT/enhancer-binding protein. The transcript has 2 exons. Lineage: Eukaryota; Metazoa; Arthropoda; Insecta; Lepidoptera; Pyralidae. Gene Ontology annotation, biological process: DNA-templated transcription; regulation of transcription by RNA polymerase II. The record is from RefSeq and is a predicted model, not a curated record. The coding region runs from base 1 to 843 and encodes 280 amino acids. Gene Ontology annotation, molecular function: DNA-binding transcription factor activity, RNA polymerase II-specific; RNA polymerase II cis-regulatory region sequence-specific DNA binding.